UCCACUGUAUCCUCCACUUGGACGUCUCCAGUCUCACAGUCUCCCUUCUCCCCAAAUAACCAUGACUUGUGGAUCCUACUGUGGUGGCCGCGCCUUCAGCUGCGCCUCAGCCUGCGGGCCCAGGCCUGGCCGCUGCUGCAUCUCCGCAGCUCCCUACCGCGGCAUCUCCUGCUACCGCGGACUCUCUGGGGGCUUCGGAAGCCGCAGCAUCUGCGGGGCCUUCCGCUCCGGCUCCUGUGGACGCAGCUUCGGAUACCGCUCUGGAGGCGUCUGCGGGCCCACACCCCCCUGCAUCACCACAGUCUCUGUCAAUGAGAGCCUGCUCACACCCCUCAACCUGGAGAUCGACCCCAAUGCUCAGUGUGUGAAGCAUGAGGAGAAGGAACAGAUCAAGUGUCUCAACAGCAAGUUUGCCGCCUUCAUCGACAAGGUGCGCUUCCUGGAGCAGCAGAACAAGCUGCUGGAGACCAAGUGGCAGUUCUACCAGAACCGCAAGUGCUGUGAGAGCAACGUGGAGCCGCUGUUCGAGGGCUACAUCGAGACCCUGAGGAGGGAGGCUGAGUGUGUGGAGGCUGACAGCGGGAGGCUGGCUGCUGAGCUCAACCAUGCCCAGGAAACCAUGGAGGGCUACAAGAAGAGGUACGAGGAGGAAGUUUCUCUGAGAGCCACAGCUGAGAAUGAGUUUGUGGCUCUGAAGAAGGAUGUGGACUGUGCCUAUCUGCGCAAAUCAGACCUGGAGGCCAACGUGGAGGCACUGACCCAGGAGAUUGACUUCCUGAGGAGACUGUAUGAGGAGGAGAUCCGAAUCCUCCAUGCCCACAUCUCAGACACCUCUGUCAUCGUCAAGAUGGACAACAGCCGGGACCUGAACAUGGACUGCAUCGUGGCUGAGAUCAAGGCUCAGUAUGAUGACAUUGCCACCCGCAGCCGGGCAGAGGCCGAGUCCUGGUACCGCACCAAGUGUGAGGAGAUGAAGGCCACAGUGAUCCGUCACGGGGAGACCCUGCGUCGCACGAGGGAGGAGAUCAAUGAGCUGAACCGCAUCAACCAGAGGCUGACAGCCGAGAUUGAGAACGCCAAGUGCCAGAACACCAAGCUGGAGGCUGCAGUGACCCAGUCUGAGCAGCAGGGAGAGGCCGCCCUCACCGAUGCCCGCUGCAAGCUGGCUGAGCUGGAGGCUGCCCUGCAGAAGGCCAAGCAGGACAUGGCCUGCCUGCUCAAGGAGUACCAGGAGGUGAUGAACUCCAAGCUGGGGCUGGACAUCGAGAUCGCCACCUACAGGCGCCUGCUGGAGGGCGAGGAGCACAGGCUGUGUGAGGGCGUUGGCUCCGUGAAUGUGUGCGUGAGCAGCUCCCGCGGUGGCGUCGUCUGUGGCGAUCUCUGUGUCUCCGGUACUGGCCCUGCUGUCAACACCAGAGUGUGCAGCGCCCCCAGCGGUAACGUGGUGGUGGGCACCCCCAAUGCCUGCGCCCCCUGCGCCGGGGCGGGCGCCUGCAGCGGAGGCUGUAAGAAGUGCUAGGAAGAAGCCGCACGGCUGCCACCGCCCACUCUGCCCGAAGUGACCGCACAGCGCGACAGUGGCCUCGGCGCCUCCAUCUCAUCCUGUAGCCUUCUCUAGCUUCUUGCUUUUAUUUCCCCUUCUGUUUUUUGCCGGAUUCAUUGGUCUUAAGAUCUUGGAGGAUCCGCUGCCCCAGGAUCCUCUUUGUCCGCCGGGUCCCUAGCAUGAUUUUGCCUGGGCACGGAGACAGGGACCAACACGGUUGCUGGCUUUCCUGUCACUCAGCGAGAGACCACGUGACCCAGAGCAUCUCCUUCCGGGUCUGCCUGGCAGCCGCUCCCCCCAAACCAGGGACUCGGCGGCGGCGGCCUGCACUUUGGCCUUUGUCUCACUCUGCGUUCCCAAUAAACUAAUUGCAGCGAAUCAAA
Molecule: messenger RNA, 1926 nt
Organism: Peromyscus maniculatus bairdii (prairie deer mouse)
Lineage: Eukaryota; Metazoa; Chordata; Mammalia; Rodentia; Cricetidae
Product: keratin, type II cuticular Hb6
Biological process (GO): keratinization; intermediate filament organization
Cellular component (GO): keratin filament
Molecular function (GO): structural constituent of skin epidermis
Source: RefSeq, a predicted model, not a curated record